Molecule: messenger RNA, 594 nt
Organism: Colletotrichum karsti
Lineage: Eukaryota; Fungi; Ascomycota; Sordariomycetes; Glomerellales; Glomerellaceae
Exons: 3
Coding region: 1-594 (197 amino acids)
Source: RefSeq, a predicted model, not a curated record
AUGACCAACAUCCGAGGUCUCACGGGCAAGGGCGUCCCGCCCACGCCGUCCUUCUUCUCCAUCCUCCGCGUCGCCGUCAUGGUCCUCUCCCUCGCCGUCCUCGCCGCCUGCGCCUACAACCUGUCGCUCCUGGGCGGGAACGCCGCGUCCAGCUACAGCGGACCGCCGGGCUUCAUGCUCUUCGUCACCCUCUUCACCCUCCUCGUCCUCGGCGGCGCCAUGGCCCUCGAGCGCUUCGCGCCCCACCUCUACUUCCGCAUCGCCCUCCUCGUCGCCUACGGCACCAACGUGCUCUUCUGGCUCGCCGGGUGGGCCUGGUCCGCGAGCAUCGCGGCGCUGUUUCUCGGGAACACGUGUAUCGGGAGCACGUGCUUCGGGCCGACGACUGGGGAGAAGAGGUACGGCGGGAGCAUGGCUGCUGCGGCGGCCAUUGGCGCUGUGAACUGGGUCAUGAUGAUUGCCGUCUUGUUCUACUUCAUCAAGGGGUGCCUCGCGGACCCGGAUUGCUAUGGUGUGUCGACGGGACACGGUGCUGAGAUGGGGAGUGUCAAGGCUGAGGGCAAGGCGCCUGCUCGGACGUCCGGGUCUGAGUGA